UACGCGUAUUUUGAACUGUGGGCAAACGGACCACAGUGAGAGCAGCGGAGAGGCGACGGUCGGUAAUUUGUCUGUGACAAGUUUCGGUUGUAUUAAACUGUUUGCCAGUGAUUAAAAACGAGUCUGGGAUUUAAGAAUGAGAAAAAGCGAGGUGCUUGCAGCAGAGGCUGUGUCGUGCCUAAAUAAAGCGCUGUGCCACCUGAAGGACAUCUGGGAGGAGAUCGGUAUCCCAGAGGACCAGAGACUGCAGAGAACCAAUGUAGUCAAGAACCACAUUAAGAACCUUCUGGACAUGAUGAUCAAAGAAGAGGAAUCUCUGAAAAAGAGACUCAUAAACAGCAUUCAGACGUGCAGGACAGACAUGGAGAAACUCUGCUUGGAACUUCAGCUCCCUGUGUUUGAGGAGGAGGAAGGCAUCAGCAUGCUGCAGCAAGAGAAGAACAUCCGCACAGAGGUGGAGGCUCUGAUGAAGGAGAAGACUCAGCGGAUGCAGCAGCUGAAGCUUCUGCUGGAGCAGGACCAGGACCUGGUCGACAUCAUGUGCUCCAUCCCAUACGGCAUCGCUCCGGACUCUGUGCCCUCAAUGGAACAGCUGGAGAACUUUCGACAACACAUCGCCAACCAGAAUGCAGAGAAGGCAAAACGGCAUGCUGAGUUCAUGGACGUCAAGAAGCAGAUCAUCUUGCACAUGCAGGAGCUGGACCACAUCCCUGAGACCAGCUUUGAGAAGGACGUCGUGUGUGACGAUGAGGAUGCUUUCUGCCUUUCCAGAGACAACAUAACGUCACUCAAACUGCUUCUUUGUCAGCUGGAGGAACGCAAAGCUCAGAUCGAGGUGUCAUGCGAGAGUCACCGAGAGAAGAUCCAGCAGCUGUGGGAUCGACUGCAGGUUCCCCAGGAGGAGAGGGCGGCCUUCAACGAACACAUGGUUGCAUCCAGGAAGAGGAACCUGGAAGCGUUACAAGCCGAGGUGCAGCGUCUGGAGGAGCUCAAGCUGCUAAAUAUCCGCAACGUCACAGAAGCCAUCCGCUCUGAGAUCGCUGUGUUCUGGGAAAAGUGUUUCUUCAGCAUUGACCAGCGACAGGAUUUUUCACCAUAUUUUAGUGAGGAUUUCACUGAAGACCUGCUGAGCCUGCAUGACGCUGAGAUCCUGCGCUUGAGGCAGCAUUAUGAGGAUCACAAAGAGCUUUUUGACGGGGUUCACAGAUGGGAAGAAAGCUGGAGACUCUUCCUCGAGCUGGAGAAAAAAGCUACAGAUCCGGCAAGGUUCACCAACAGAGGAGGGAAUCUUCUGAAAGAGGAGAAACAGAGGUCUGAUCUGCAUAAAAGCCUGCCAAAGCUGGAAAAGAAAUUAAAAGCCCAGAUUGACACUUGGGAAAGUGAACAAAGUCGGGAGUUUCUAGUAAACGGCCAGAAGUUUCUGCAGUAUGUGCAGGAGCAGUGGGAGCUGCACCGAAUAGAGAAAGAAAAGGAGAAACUAGAAAGGCACCUUAAGAAGAGCAAACAGACUGAGGAGGAUAUGCUGUACGGAACAGCAGUACGAACUCCGACCAAACGCAGAUUCCUCGGCUCAAAUACGCCAAAUAAAACGCGAAAGCUGUGUAAUGCAACUUCCAGCAUGUCUAGUGGCACCUCCAACAGCACCAUGCGCUCCGUCUAUGGAGGAACAGUGUGUCGCUCACCUGUGCCCCGCCCUCCCCUCUCAGCUAAUAAGGUUCCAGCUUCACGGACACCAGGUGGCGGUAAACCCCCCCACCCGAAACCACAGGGCUGCAACAAGGAGAACGAGGCCCAGCUGAAGGGGACGCCUCUGAGUGGUGCGUUGCUGACCGCUGCUAGUCCACAGCGUAACUUCAGCAUAGCCUCUGUUGCCAGCACAUAUUCAGAGUUUGUGAGGGACUUGGUCAGCACUGAAUCUGUUCAGUCAAGCGAGACCUGUCCAAGGCCUCUAACGCCAAGAUCCAGCACAACGUCCUGAACUCCACCACCUCCAACCUCUGACCUCUUCAUGUGUCUGCAUCAGCUCAUAAUAUCGCAGCCCCUCCAAGGAAUUUCUGGCCUCAUCUUGGGCCAGAAAGGAUCACUACCCGUCACUGCUCUGCUUUUAUAUGUAAAUGAAGGUGAUAAUAUAUAAAGUGUUACUUCGGUGAUAAACAAGGGACAAAUAACCAGUUGUCUGUUUAUCUCUGUCUGCAGAAGAAACAAAUAUGUUUGUAUCAUAAGUUAAACUAACACUACUUUGGCUCUCUUUGCCGAUUACUGAGAUGUAAUAAAUGUUUUUGUCUUUUACUGCACAUUAUUUUUUUUUAAAACGAGACAAAAGAAAGUUUAGCUUUCUGAAGUUAUGCAAUCGGGGUAAGGCCAAAUGUAUUAUGAGUACGUUGCACUUUUGUUUUUUCCUUUUUAGACAAAAUAUUGUGAUGCCUAGUUUAAUUUUAAUUGACUUACACUGUUCCUUCCAAAUCAGCUUUUUAUAAAUGUGUGUAUUUGUGUAUAUAUUUCUCUAUCUGCUGUUUCUACGUAGAAACUCGACUUUCACAGAGACCGUUAUGACUCUUUAGUUAGAACAUAUAUAUUGGUGCUUCAUACUAGUUGAAAUAUAGUUAAAUUGCACAGAUUCAAAAUCAUGGCUGAUUUGGAUAAACUUGUCAUAAUAUAAUAAAUGUAUUUUCUACAUUAAAAGAUGGACAUAUUUCUUAGGAGGAAACAGA
Amphiprion ocellaris (clown anemonefish) is the source of this 2711-nucleotide messenger RNA. RefSeq names its product protein regulator of cytokinesis 1b (gene prc1b). Gene Ontology annotation, cellular component: cytoplasm; spindle; mitotic spindle midzone. The coding region runs from base 137 to 1978 and encodes 613 amino acids. The record is from RefSeq and is a predicted model, not a curated record. The transcript is spliced from 15 exons. Gene Ontology annotation, molecular function: microtubule binding. Gene Ontology annotation, biological process: microtubule cytoskeleton organization; mitotic spindle midzone assembly. Lineage: Eukaryota; Metazoa; Chordata; Actinopteri; Pomacentridae.